UACCUGGCUCCCAAAGAAAGGAACACCGCUUUUUAAAAUCAUGGAUCUAUAUCAGACUGUACCAGCAUCAAUUAAGGACCCUUCUGACCCCCAAAAGCAGAAGAAACAGAAAAAAGAAGCAGUGAAUAAUUUCCUUGUAGAAUGUCUACCAACAAAGCGUAUAACUUCAGGUGAACUUGAUAUGCUGAAAGGCAAACAUUUAUUACUGGAUUCUACUAGGAAGAAAUGGAAGGACACGUCUAAGGCAAGAUGUAGAAACACACUAUCUGCUAGAGAUAGAAGAAAACUGAAAGUAUUUGAAUUAAAGAAAGAUGGACACAAGUUUGAAGACUAUGUACCAUUACACAGACUCUGGCAAGAUUAUAUGAGAGAUAUUUUAGACAUAUCCAGAUAUUCAUCAGAAGUGGCUGGUCAAAAGAAAGAGAAUAAUGAGAGGUUAUUAAAGGCAGACUAUCAUGGGUGUAUGAUUGUUGUUCGUCAAACCAGAUGUCCAUCACUGCAAGGCUUGUCAGGAAUUGUUCUCAUGGAAACUAGAAAUACUUUCAAAAUUGUUACAAAAGAUAACAAGAUUAAAUGUUUACCAAAAAUGAAUUCCUUGUUUUCAUUUGAACUGGACAACUUUGUGUUUACUAUACAUGGAAACCAGUUUUGUUCAAAACCAACACUGAGAGUGAGAAAGAAAUUCAAAGCGAAAGGUCCAAUAGACAUUUGAAAGUUAAUGUGUUCUAUUUUAUGAUAGUGUUCAUUGUUAUGACUUUGCAUUUUAAAUAUAAAAGAAAUCUACAUGUA
Molecule: messenger RNA, 789 nt
Organism: Ruditapes philippinarum (Manila clam)
Lineage: Eukaryota; Metazoa; Mollusca; Bivalvia; Venerida; Veneridae
Product: ribonuclease P protein subunit p29-like
Exons: 6
Coding region: 41-712 (223 amino acids)
Biological process (GO): rRNA processing; tRNA 5'-leader removal
Cellular component (GO): ribonuclease P complex; ribonuclease MRP complex
Molecular function (GO): ribonuclease P RNA binding
Source: RefSeq, a predicted model, not a curated record